Molecule: messenger RNA, 570 nt
Organism: Triticum turgidum subsp. durum (durum wheat)
Lineage: Eukaryota; Viridiplantae; Streptophyta; Magnoliopsida; Poales; Poaceae
Source: the annotation of a GenBank genome assembly
AUGCCGCUCGCCGGCAUUGCGCUCGCGCCUCUCCUCGUCUCCCCUCACUCGCCUUCCUCUCCCCGUGGCAGCGUCGCCGUCUCUGUAGAGGCCGCGAGAAGGCGUCGCGCGCUACGGCGAGUGCGGUGCUCGGCCGCAGCGGCGUCCGGCGGAGACGGGGACGCCGGCGAGCUCUCACGCGCGACGCUGCUCUGGAGAGCGGCCAAGCUGCCCAUCUACUCCGUGGCGCUCGUGCCACUCACCGUAGGCACUGCUGCUGCUUAUAACCAUGCGGGGCUGUUCUUUGCCAGACGCUACUUUGGCCUCUUGGCUGCUGCUAUCCUUGUGAUCACCUGGCUCAAUCUGAGCAGCAAUGACGUUUAUGAUUCAGAUACUGGCGCUGAUAAGAACAAGAAAGAAUCUGUCGUCAACAUUGUUGGCAGUUGGGCAGUGACACAAUAUGCUGCAAACGUUCCUCUUCUGUUCGGCUUUGGAGGGCUAUUUUGGGCCUUUACAGAAGCAGGAGACGUCAGGUUCAUCACUUUGGUUCUAUGUGCAAUCCUUUGUGGUUAUGUUUCUCAGGUGUUCUGA